This is a messenger RNA of Perognathus longimembris pacificus (Pacific pocket mouse), 1113 nucleotides long. It is a transcript of the gene Prrx2, whose product is annotated as paired related homeobox 2. The coding region runs from base 1 to 756 and encodes 251 amino acids. Gene Ontology annotation, molecular function: DNA binding; DNA-binding transcription factor activity, RNA polymerase II-specific. The record is from RefSeq and is a predicted model, not a curated record. Lineage: Eukaryota; Metazoa; Chordata; Mammalia; Rodentia; Heteromyidae. The transcript has 4 exons. Gene Ontology annotation, biological process: regulation of DNA-templated transcription.
AUGGACGGCGCGACCGCCGCCUUCGCGCCGGGCCAGCCGGGGCCGGGGCCGGGGCCGACCGCGCCCGCGCCGGGGCCGGGGCCGGGCGACUGCGCCCAGGCGCGCACCAACUUCUCGGUGAGCCACCUCCUGGACCUGGAGGAGGCGGCGGGGCGGCUGGCGGCGCGGCCGGCGGCCCGGGCCCGCGCGAGGGCGGGCGCCGCGCGGGAGCCGUCCGGGGGCAGCAGCGGCAGCGAGGCGGCGCCGCAGGACGGCGAGUGUCUCAGCCCCAGCCAGGGAAGCUCAGCCAAACGGAAGAAGAAGCAGCGGCGGAACCGCACGACGUUCAACAGCAGCCAGCUGCAGGCGCUGGAGCGCGUGUUUGAGCGCACGCACUACCCGGACGCCUUUGUGCGCGAAGAGCUGGCCCGGCGAGUCAACCUCAGCGAGGCCCGGGUCCAGGUCUGGUUCCAGAACCGCAGGGCCAAGUUCCGCCGGAACGAACGGGCCAUGCUGGCCAACCGCUCCGCCUCCCUGCUCAAACCCUACAGCCAGGAGGCCGCCAUGGAGCAGCCCGUGGCGCCCCGGCCCACCGCCCUGAGUCCGGACUAUCUCUCCUGGCCGGCGUCCUCCCCGUACAGCUCUGUGCCACCCUACAGCCCUGGGGGCUCUGGCCCAGCCACCCCAGGAGCCAGCAUGGCCAGCAGCAUUGCCAGCCUGCGUCUCAAAGCCAAGGAAUUCAGCCUGCACCACAGCCAGGUGCCCACAGUGAACUGAGAGACGGCCCUGCCCGGCCACUGCCUCCCCAGCCCGAGGACAGCCGGGAAGACGGGGACACACACCGGAAGUGGCUUUCUCCUGUCCUGUGUCCACGACACACCGGCCGGGCUCUCCUGGCCCCUGCCAUGAACCCCGACUCCGGAAGCCUGUGGGGCCUGGGCACCCGGGAGAUGAGACAGUUGCCUGUGACCCCGGGAGGGGCUGGACCACACGAUGGCACAGGAAGCCACCGAGGACUCCACUCACUUCGUGUGUUGAAGCCAUGAAGCUUUUGUCUUGAGGAAAUAAAACCUUUAGAAAAAAAAUAAUAAUAAAGCCUCACAGAGCCUGGCACCAGUGCCUCACGCCUAUAAU